AUGGAAUUAGACGCAACACAAUUAGCACUUUCCAAGGAGGAAAGAGAACGGCGACAACGCGACAAGUUGUGCUUCCAUUACGGGAAACCGGGACACGUGUCAAAGGCCUGCAAACAGCAACCUAGAAGGGGUCAGCAGGAAAAACCUAAACAGCUCAGGGCGACAGCUGAAUUCUGUGCCACCAGGGGAGCUUAUGACAUAACCAGCACUAGUACACCUCAGAGAAGGAGUAACGAGCGGCUGAGAAAAUUAUUUAAAGAAUGCACGACACUCAGUGAUAAUGAAAUUGAGCAGGAGCUUCAGGAGGAAGACUCCACUGAGUAUAGAAGCACGAAAAGCAAUUGGCCUGCUGAGAAUCCUAGUAUGCUCGCGGCCACCAAUCAUGAAUCACCAACCAGCAAUGAAUAUAGCUCAGUUAAAUGGGAAGACUGUACCCCCGAAGGAUAUAUUCGCAGAUUAACAAAUCUCACGAACGAAAUAUGUCAGAUUAUCAGUACUGACGGAAAAAACACCAACCACAAAGAGCCAGAUCAAGAGGAUUAUCCCGCGAUAGAUUGGACCACUAUUAACCAACCUAUCAAUCCACUUGACAAAGAGUAUGGAACUCAGUGGGUGAGCCUUAAUCCCAACAGGGAGCAGUCCCAUGAGAUUCCCAAGACACCUCAGAAAUCCCCGCAAAACAAUGACGAAGCAGACCAAUAUGCUGCGUGGCUACGCCAGCCAGACCAGAAACAAUUAGCAGAACUAUAA
This is a messenger RNA of Aspergillus udagawae, 750 nucleotides long. RefSeq lists its product as uncharacterized. The record is from RefSeq and is a predicted model, not a curated record. NCBI's taxonomy places the organism in Eukaryota, Fungi, Ascomycota, Eurotiomycetes, Eurotiales, Aspergillaceae. The coding region runs from base 1 to 750 and encodes 249 amino acids. The transcript has a single exon.